Messenger RNA from Chilo suppressalis (striped riceborer), 6184 nucleotides. The record is from the annotation of a GenBank genome assembly. Lineage: Eukaryota; Metazoa; Arthropoda; Insecta; Lepidoptera; Crambidae.
GAACGCUGCUUCGAAACCAUUUAUCACUCAAUUUGGCUCAGUCGCUACAUAAUCUAUUACUGAAACAUCCGCUAACUAAUAGUAGGGGACGAUACUACCCUAUUAGGGGUUCAGGCUUGCGUCAGUACGCCUCCGACCGCCGCGGGGGUAGCGUGUUACGCGCCAAGAAAGGCGCGCGAAACACACGAUUCGGAAAAGUUCCACAAAGUUUUCUUUUUUCAAAAAAAACUUUUUAUUCAUUUCAGUGGAAACUCUUUCGAAUUUUACACAUCGGAACUGUUUUGGUUUGUUUUUUUUUUUAAUAUGAGGACAGUGCUUUGAUAACGAAAAUGGAUCACUUUAUAAGGAAGUUGGUGGUGAUUCUGUCUUCGUUUUUUAUUGCAUUAGUUGUUUCUUCUGCGUCAACUAUGGAUAACAUCGGCAAAGUGCAGCACAGUGAUAGGUCGAUACUCGCCAAGGAUAAUCUACUUUACCAAUGGUGGAAUCGCUUAAACAAUGAUUCACACGUACAGAGGAAUAGACACAAGAGGAGUCUGCAAAUGGUUCUGACGCAGCAUUUCAGUGAGACCACUGCUAUGCCGGGAGGAGACGUGAGUCUCCAAUGCGUCGUGAACGGCCCGCAUCCAGCAAGAUUCGUUUGGGAACGCGAUGGCAUCAUUAUUUCUUCUAAUACGGAUUCGAGAUAUGUGAUAGGUCAAACAAUGGCAGCGGACGGUGGUGUAAUGACGCAGUUGAACAUAUCCCAUCUAAUGGUGGACGAUGGAGGUCUGUUUUCCUGUGUUGCCCAUCACGGGGAAAAUGUUAUUAGCCACCAGGAUCGUCUUAAUGUUUACGGUCCACCUUACAUACGGACUCUUCCGCCGUUUAAAGUGCAAAGUGGACAAAGUGUUACUUUGAGGUGCCCUUAUUACGGCUAUCCUGUAAGAGAGAUCACAUGGGAAUACAAAGGCAAAAAAAUAACAUCGGACAUAACGAUAUCGCCGAGCAAUCGCUUCAGGCGAUUCACAAGCGAGGACUUAAGUAUCGAAAUAUUCGGACGAAAGCCGAAGUUAAGAAGGUCGAAAAGAGAUGCGACAGUUACCAACGGCGGUGUUCUGAACAUAUCAAAAGUUUCCAAGGGCGACAACGGCGCUUUUUACGCGUGCAUAGUGAAAAGUCCCUCGGGAGAAAUGGCUAAAAGGUCUUUCGAGUUGCAUGUCGUUGAACCUCCUCAGUUAGAAGAGAUAUUGCUGGCGCAAGAUUUGCAGGAAGGGCAGAUCGUACAGAUACAUUGCAAUUUGAAAAGCGGAGAUUCACCGGUGUAUUACUCGUGGCUUAAGGACGGGAAGAAGAUUCCUAAUCAUUUGAAGAUUAUUGAGAGGAGUAUGGAAGUAUUCAGUGUACUGAUAAUAAAGAAUGUUUCUUUGGAUCACUGCGGUACUUACACUUGUGUCGCUGCCAACCACGUAGCUAAGGUGAAUAGGACUGCCAACCUGUAUAUAAAAGUUGCACCAAAGUGGAACGAAGAGCCACUAAACACAUCAUUGUUAUUAGGAAGGAAUGGUCACGUAUCUUGCAGUGCCAAUGGUUAUCCACAACCACAAACCCAUUGGUUGAAAAGAGAUGUUGUAUCAGAAGCCUGGCGACCGGUACUUGAAGUUGCUGGUGGCGGAGUACUAAGCCUCUCUAAUGGCUCAUUAAUAUUCGACACGGUCGCACUCUCAGACGCCGGUCAGUACACCUGCCACGUGGAAAACGGAGUGGGAGAAGCACUCAGCAAAACUAUUUGGAUAUCAGUUAAUAAACCGGUGACUUUCGAUGUAUUGUCGAGGAAUAUGACAGCGAAGCUAAGUCAGCAUGUAACUAUAGAAUGUCACGCUAAAGGUGAUGAGCCUAUAAGGAUAAUGUGGACAAGGAAUAUGACGCCCAUCAACCCUUUAAUGCAAAGGGUGAAGAUAUCAGAGGCGAAGACUGAUGAAGGUCUGACGAGUACUUUGGAAGUAAUGCAGGCGGAGACGAGCGACGGAGCGCUGUAUCAAUGCAGGGCCGGGAACCCGUACGGAGCUCAAGUUCUGAGCGUCCAUCUAACUAUAUUGGAACCACCAACUCCUCCAACUGACCUCUCAGUGGACUCCAUAAGAAGUAGAACAGUACGAUUAUCAUGGCGGGACGCCACUAGAUCUCUGGCCCAAUACUACAGCGUGCAGAUAACCACCAGCCAGAGGCUUACUUGGAAUACGGCCAAGACGAUCAACGUCACCAGGUUAGAAGAGAUCCGACACAACGUGGAAGUGGAUGACUUGCAACCCUCUACAGGAUAUGCAGCCCGCGUGGCUGGAGGAAACCAGGCUGAUCUGAGCCAUUACUCCACUCCUGUGAGAUUCACUACUACUGAAGAAGCUCCUUCGUCACCACCCCUGGGAGUGCAGUUGGAGCAAACUGAAUCACCGGGAGAACUAAGGGUGAAGUGGCUUCCACCACCUCCGGAUACCCACAACGGCCUUAUUAUAGGAUAUAGACUGCGGGCUGUCCCGCAACUAAAUGGGAUUAAAGAAUCUGAAGAGGUGAGCGACAAAACGAUAAAAACUGAUUCACUAUAUUCGAAGCAAGAGACUACUAUCACGGGACUGUUGAAAGGUGUCAGGUACGCUGUGUCAAUAGCAGCAUUCAACAGUGCCGGCAUGGGACCUUUCUCCAUACCCCUGUUUCAAGAUACGCGGGAAGGGGCUCCUGAAGAAGGACCAUCGGCAGUGGAAUGCAGUGGCGUCACUUCAACAGCGUUGCGAGUGAGUUGGCAACCCAUACCGCCGCACAAGCAAGCCGGUGCGCUCAUAGGAUACACUGUGUUAUACGCCGCCCAAGGUCGCAAUUGGUUGAACGCUACUACGCUGGUGACGGAAUUGCGGUUGCAGAGCUUGCUCAAGUUCACCAAUUACACCAUCAAAGUUGCGGGCUUCUCUAACUACGGACUGGGUCCGUUCACCUUUCCCAUUGUGUGCGCUACGCUACAAGACGUACCUCAGGCGCCAGCGGAAAUAAAACUCCUAUCUCAAUCUUCCAAUACGCUAUUGGUGAGCUUUAAGAAACCAAAACAACCCAACGGUAGACUACUGCACUACACGGUUUACUGCAAACCAACUGCAAGCAACGACGGUCCCCAAACUAUUCGGAUUGACGCCCAGCAAACUACAGACGCUUAUGAAAAGACUCAGACUGUAGAUAUCAAGGGCUUGAGUGAAGGCAGACAGUACGAUGUAUGGGUGACCGCUAGCACUGUUAUUGGGGAAGGACCCGAGAGUAGAAGAGUCACCAAUACCCCUUCGCAAAGAGUGGUAGCAGGAGUCGCAUCAUUAGGCGGUGAAGUGACUGUAGCUGUGAGAAACUCGCUCUUACUAGAAUGCAAGAGUGUAGGCUCUCCACCACCAAGGACUGUGUGGUACCACAACCAGAACAUUAUUACCCACCACCCGAGAUUCACUAGGAACAGAGAUGACAGCUUGCUCAUCAAAAGUAUCGACCAAGCACUAAGUGGCAACUACACCUGCUUAGCUAAAAACCUGUAUGGAUCUGAUUCAGUAGUAUACGCAGUAAGGGUACUACCACUGCCUGAUCCGCCUGCUAUAAGAGCUACGCCAUACAAGGACUACAUCGUUGUCGAAUGGGAUGAAAUAAAGACUUACAAUAACGACACUUCCAAUUAUGGUAUAAGUUAUAAUUUAACGUGGCGGGAAGCCGAUGGACCUUGGCAAGAGGCUUGGCCCGCAGCAAGAGAAUCCAGAUUACCAGGAGUUCAACAGCACACAUUAUCAGGCUUAAAGUGUGGAACUAAAUAUUCUAUACGAGUUACUGCUACAGAUAGCAUUGGCACAUCUGCCCCAGCGCACGCUGACGUCGUCACUUUAGGUGGAGCUCCAGUGUCUCCUCCCACAACCGAUUGGCUGUGGAGCAAUGCCACCCACAUCUACGUGCAGCUCAGCGGCUGGGACGACGGUGGAUGUGAUGUCACCAGAUGGGAGGUAGACUACAGGCUACUGGGCUCCGCAGUGUGGAGUAAAGCGGAGAACAAAGCUCCCAUGGAUUUGAACCUCGGCUGGAGCUACGUCGAAGGCCACUACCAAGCGCCCCCAUUACGGUCCAUACCUUCGUCGUACGCUGUAGGUCUUCUCGCUCCCGCGAGUUGGUAUCAGCUAAGAGUGACUGCGACAAACGAUGCUGGCGUAGCUUCCACCGUUUAUACUUACGCGACGAAGACAAUGGACGGAGAGGAAAUCGGCCCACCAUCUGAGAUAUUUGACUUGAACAUGCUGGUUAUCGUAUGCAGCUCGAUACUCCUUGUGGCCUGUCUCUUCGCGUUCUUUUGUAUUCUUUUCAGGAGACACAGACAGAACUAUUCAUCGCAAUAUCGGCAUUCCAUCGCCGACGAAGUAAAAUCACGUAACGAGAGUGUGGCAUCCCAUUCGGAACAUAAGGAUCGGUACGCGCAUGCCCCAAGGAUCUACACUUCGCCAGUACAUCCACGGAAGGCCAGCAAAAAUGAAAUGUUCGAAAUCAGCCCUUACGCGGAGUUUGCACUGGGCUUCCGCACGUUUGACCACGUCGAGAACCAAGACUUGCCUAGACAGCUGCCUAGCAGACCAAGAUUUGAUACUGAGACCAGUUUCCAGAAUCGGUCAGAAUCCGAUGACAGCGACAGCACAUCCAAAGCAGUCACAGUCACCGCCGUGCCACGAAGGCAUUGCCGAACACCACACCACAGAUAACAAUAAAAUAGACAAUUGACAUUUUUUUCUCAAAAAGAAUUGUAAUAUUUGUCACGUUUCUGUUAAAACUGUACUUACCGUUGUGCAUAUCAAUGAACACACAAUUAUCAGAAUUGUUAAUUAUGAUGAUUAAAAAUAAAAUUUUCAAGAAAAUUAACUAUAUUGUUGAAGGAGUUAUUUUAUACCCGGUUCAUACAAUUGAAGUUUUAUUAAUCUUAUUCUUUUGCUUUUAUAAAUAAAUAUGUAAAACAUGUUUUUUUGUUUGUUUUAAUAAUAUCAAAAAUAUUUUUUUUACAAAAUAUUUUUUAUUUUAAUGUUGGCAAUGAGUCAUUCAUAGAUAAUUUAACAACUAAAUAUUUAUAUGAAACCAUUAAUUAAGAAAUUAAAAUUCAUAAAGUUAAUUGUAUUACAAAGAAGUUGUUUUAUUUCAAAAUGUAAACGUGUUCAUGAUUAAGUAUCGAACUCAUAAACAAACAAACCGAAAUACAUUUUCUAAGGUAAAAUUUGAUGUACCUACGUCUUUUUCCCUUAACUUCAAAUGUACCAUUGAUAGUACUACUGACACACUUUUACGUCACUAGUACCAUUAGAAAAAUACAAUAUAUUGCCCCAGUUGACGGUACUACAGCGAGUAAACUGGGGGGAAUAUAUUAUAUUUUUUAAUGGUACCUACUAGGGACGUAAAAGUCUGUCAGUUGUACCAUUAAUGAUAGUGAUCUAUGGUACAUCUGACUCAUAGGGGUCUUUCUAAAUAACAAUAGCUACAUUUCAUAAAUAACUUUAUUUAUAGGUACCGUGUCGUGAUUAUACUUUUACUAGGUAUCUUCCCAGAGAAGUUUACAGUUGGAAUAUUCAAUGUUUUUUCCUCUCUCAAUUCAGUGCGACAGCAGAUUUUAUAUUCGAGUGUCGAAAUGAGUUCAACUUUUUACGCUCGUUUCAUAAUGAUUUUUUGAUUAAAAGACUGAAGUUUCUUAGUAAUAAGUAAUUUGCCAAAUGUCUGUGUCAAAUCUAUAACUGUCUUUUUAACUGCCAUUUUUAUUAUCUUAUUAUUUUUUUACCAUUAAUACCAAAGAAGUAUCCUUUACACGAUUUUCAUUUUGUAGUUAAUGCAAAUUUUUAUAUUAAAUAAAAAAUCUCGUGUAUAAAAAAGGGUAAUGUUCGCAUCGCAUACAACGUCUUUCAUUUCUUGAAAUUCUCGAAUUGCAAUUUCCAAAAAAAUGGGAUCAGAGAUAUUUUCGUACCUAUCUCAAAAUCUCGAAUUAGCUAAUUGGAAUCGGAAAACCAUUUGUGUGUUUGUGUUAUUUAUCGUGUGAAGGAAACUUAUCUAAACAUGUUUAUCCAAAGCGAUGCACCAUCUAAAUGGAACUCGAUAUUAUAUUUAAACGUUUGUUUGUUAUAUAGAAUAUUCUAGAAUAAUGUAAUAUUAUGAUAAUAAAUGUUUGAAG